This is a messenger RNA of Linum trigynum, 5690 nucleotides long. The record is from the annotation of a GenBank genome assembly. NCBI's taxonomy places the organism in Eukaryota, Viridiplantae, Streptophyta, Magnoliopsida, Malpighiales, Linaceae.
CUUUAAUACCAAUAAAAGAACUAGCCUUCUCGACUUGGCACUUCUUUAGUCCCGUGAGACCCCCCUCCAGUCUAAUCGUCCAGUCCUUGGGGAGUUAUUACCAUUGUGCUAAAAUGAUGAGAAGUAUUCUAAAAAAAAAUUGAUGAGAAGUAACUAAAGUGAAUUUAUUACAUAUACAUAUCUAUUUGCUUAUGAAACUUGUAUUGACUUUAUCGGUGGCAACUGCAAGUGUUGAAACAACUAUUUACUUUUCGGUUACACCGGUUCGGACUCGUAUAAACGAUUAGCUCACUAGUCAUUGUUUGAUGAGAUAUAUUGAAAAAAAAAUUCUUCAACACUAUAAACACUGAAUGCACAAUUUUUUGUAAAACAUUUAAACACGUCAUGAUAAUUGGUUAUAACUCGUAGUCUCGUACUAGUUAUAUAUUUUAUAAUUUAAGAAAAUCAUGUCAUUCAAACAUAGCAACAGUCCCUGUCAACGGAUGUAAUGCGAAAAGUAUUUCAAGCUUUCUUGCUUCCUCUUGGCUGCGACGAAGAAAUUGCCGACGAAGCCACAGAUUGCAGCAGUUCGUUCUUGCUGCCUUGUGGCGGUUGUUUGCAAUGAAAUCCGUGAUCCAUAAUUUUCCAUACAUAUUACCUCCAUUCUGGCAAUUGGGUUUUGGUUUUGAGAAACAAACAGCCGAAGGAAGGAAUGGCCUAAUUCGAUUGACAAGUCGAAGUCAAAACAAACAGCCGCCAUAGACAAAAGUGGAGCAAGUGGUCGCGUCGGACAAAAGAAGAACAGAACAGAGUGAAAGACUGAGGAAUCUUCGUCGUCAUGGGGGUAAAUAACGACUUGGGGGAGUCCGGGGUCGUCUUUCUCCAAUCUAUAUAUCCUUUCAUUAAAGCCCUUUACAGCCACUCACCAAACCUCUGUUUUCUCUGAGGAUUCCGCAGGGGAAUGGAACCAAUCGCUUCUUCUUCUUCUUCUACCCUGCCGUCUCUUCUUCCGGCACGAGAGUACGAGGUUUUCCUGAGCUUCAGGGGAUUGGACGUUCGCAAUAAUUUCUCCGACCAUCUCUACGCCUCUCUGUCGCGUUCUAAAAUCCGCGCGUUCAGGGACGAGGAAGAACUCCCCAAAGGGGAAGAGAUCUCCCCUUCCCUCAUCAGGGCGAUCGGCGAAUCGAAGAUUUACAUCCCGAUCUUCUCGGAAAACUACGCUUCCAGCAAAUGGUGCCUUCAAGAGUUGGCACAAAUGGUGGAAUGCUGCAAGCGAGAGAAGGGACACCUCUUUCUCCCCAUCUUCUACCUCGUGGACCCUCGAGACGUGCGACAUCAACAGGGUCCUUACGAGCAGGCGUUCGAGCAACACGCUCAGAAGCAUAGCCAGCAGACCGUGCAGGGAUGGAAGGAAGCUCUCCAAGUGGUCGGCAAAAUGAAAGGAUGGCACGUCACGGAAUCGAACGGACAGGGGUUUGUGAUAAACGAGGUCCUCUCCAAAAUCGAGUUACAUUUCAGAAGGAUUUAUACGUUAGUGACGGACGAGUUAGUGGGAAUUCAUACUCAUGUGGAAGAAGUGGUGAAGCUGUUGAACUUAGGGUCAAACAACCCAAAAGUCGUUGGCAUUCAUGGAAUGGGUGGUAUAGGUAAAACCACGCUAUCCAAGGCGGUUUAUAACAAGAUUUCUGCAGAGUUUGAUCGAUGUUGUUUUUUAGAAGGGGUAAAGGAAACAUUGACAAGAAAUGACGGAGUUAUAUCUUUGCAGAAUAAGAUUAUCUCCGGUAUUUUGAGGCAGGAUUAUCAAGUUGAAAAUAUGAGUGAGGGUAUCAAUGUGAUAAAGGAGAGAGUUUGUAAGCACAAACUUAUUCUUGUUCUUGAUGACGUAGAUGAUAAGUUUGAAUUUGAUAAAGUUUUAGGAAAAUUAAGAGAUUUUUCCUUAGAAAGUAGAUUUAUUUUCACAACAAGAAACAAGAGGGUUUUGGACUUUUUUAUUGGAUGUAAAAUCUAUGAGGUCCGAGAAAUGAGUCCUCAAUAUUCUCUUAAACUUUUUAGCAAACAUGCUUUUAGGACAGAUCAUCCUCCGGAGGACGACUCAGUGAUAACUCAGGAAUUUGUAAAAGUAGCUGCUGGGCUUCCUUUAGCUCUGAAGGUUAUGGGAUCACUUUUAUUUCAUAGAGAGAGAAGGUUGUGGGAAGAAAAGCUGAAAGAGUUCAAAGGCAUACUCUCUCCUGAAAGUGAAGUGUCGAAGAUAAUGAAGAUAAGUUACGACGAGUUGACUCCCACCGAGAAACAGAUCUUUCUCGACAUCGCUUGUCUUUUUAUCGGAUCAAAGAAAGAGGUGCUCUACAACAUGUGGAAUGCCUGCAGCUUUCAUCCAGAGAGUGGAAUUAACACUCUCGUCGAUAGAUCCUUGAUGAAACUCGAUGAAGACAAUCGGUUUUGGAUGCAUGAUCAUAUCAGAGAUCUUGGGAGAGCUAUCGUGCAAGAGGAAGACAUUCGACAUCCACACAGACGCAGCAGAAUAUGGUGCGAGGAAGAUGCGAUGAUGGACUUGUUGAGAAACAACGAGGCAAACAAUUGGGUAGAGGUUCUUAUGGUGGAUAUGCGGCGGUGGAAAAAUGAAGUUCUGACAGAGAACGAGUUCAAGAAACUGCACUGGUUGAGAUAUCUGGAAGUGCGCAAUGGAAGCUUGACGGGCGAUUUCAGCAAGAUUCUUCCAAAUCUUUGCAUGCUCCGACUGUACGAUUGCGACUUGAUUCCCGCCAAUCUCAACAUGAAGAAACUGGUCGUUCUCGAUCUCGAGAGUUGCGGGGUGGAAGACAACUGGAGAGGAUGGAAGGAAAUGCAGUUGGCACAAAAGCUAGCAGUCAUAUAUCUUCGACAUUGCCGGAAGUUGACAAGAGCACCCGACCUGUCGCAAUGUGUUAGCCUGGAGUCGAUCAACAUCGAUGGAUGUUCCGCGAUGAAAGGAGCUCUGCACAUCGGCAAUUUCAAGAACCUGAAAACCCUGAAGCUCGUCGGGACCCAAAUCACCGAGCUGACAGGUGACUUCCGAAUGCUUCAGCAACUGGAGGAGAUCGACGCUCGUCGUACGGAUCUGAGAGAGCUACCCGCCCGAAUCGACCGUUUGUCCUCUCUCAAAACUCUGAACCUCGCGUCAGAGGACGAGGUUACGCCUCGCAGUAUGAAAGUGGGUAGACUUCCCACAAGUUUGAAGAGGUUAUCCAUCUCGUCUCGCGGCCAGAUUCCGAACCUUCUAGAGCUCAAGGAGUUGGAGUCCUUGAGUUUUUUCCGUUGUCAUCAUCUUCGGAUUCCUGAAGACAUUGGGGAGCUGGUCAAUUUGAAGGAAUUGAUUGUAUGGAGAUCUCCAUUGGAUGCUCUGUUUCCGCUGAAAGCCCUGCCAUCGUCUUUAACCACUUUAGCUGUUGUGGAUUGCGGCAAAUUGUGGAGACUUCCCAGUCUGGCAAAUCUGAACAAAUUGACGGCUCUCAAUCUCAAACAGUUGGGGGCAUGGGAGAUUCGCGGGCUGGGAGAGCUGAGAGCGUUGAAGACCAUGGAGAUCACCGACGCGCCGAAUCUGAACAAGCUCGACGGCCUCGAAACUCUGUUCCACCUCACACACUUGAAGCUGGAAGGCUGUGGCAGCCUGGAAAAAUUGCCCAGUCUAGCAAACCUGAUCAAGCUGCAGAGGCUCGAGAUCGUCAAUUGCGGACAGCUGAAGGACAAGGUUACAGGGCUGGAGAGAUUGGUGUCGCUGGAACACCUGAGCCUCGAAGGUUGCACAUCGAUUCGAAAGCUGCCGCGUGAUAUGUCCAAGUUAAGAAAACUCGAGCACUUGAAUGUUCGCCGCUGCACGAAAUUGAUGGAGGCCACAGGGAUCGAGGGACUGGAGUCGUUGCGAUUGCUGGACAUGUCCGGUUGUAGCUCGAUAACAAAGUUGGGGGAUCUAUCGGGGCUCAAGAAUUUGGUGGAACUGCACACCAAGGGAUGCACAAAGCUGACACUAGUCACGGGGAUCGAUCGACUGGAGACAUUACGAGCACUAAAAAUGUCGGGCUGCAGGUCGAUCAAGCAGUUGGGGGAUCUAUCGGGCCUCGAGAAUCUGCACACACUGGACAUCAGCGGAUGCAUCGAGCUGACCGAGGUGAAAGGGAUCGAGCGGUUGCCAUCGCUAGAAUAUCUAUGGAUGUCCGAUUGCAGGUCGAUCAAGGAGCUGGGUAACCUCUCCGGUCUGAAAAAGUUGAGGCAGUUUCACAUAGAGGGAUGCACGGAGCUGACCGAGGUGAAAGGGCUCGAGCGGUUGCAGUCGUUAGAGUAUCUGUGGAUGUCGGAUUGCAGGUCGAUCAAGGAGUUGGGCGAUCUUUCUCGUAUGAAAAAGCUGAGGGAGUUUGAUAUCAGGGGAUGCACGCAGCUAGCUCAGGUGAAGGGAUUGGAAGAGAUGAAGUGGCCAUGGGACCUGCGAAUGGACAAGAGGUUGAAGGUGAAGUAUCUGUGGGAAAGAUAUGGGGAGCAACAGGUGAACCGCUUCGUGAGGUUUGCACAUGAGAAACACUUAAGGAGGAGGCACAGUCGCAAUGGCGCUCAACCCCUCAGCCCAGGAAAGACUUAGAUUUCCUUUCAUUCUAUAGAUUCGUUUUUUGAUCAAGUUAAAUGAUGCUAAGUUUGCUUCAUGAAUAAUCUGUAAUUGGGCUGACAAUUCUACUAGGAAAGGAAUGUACUUUCAGGGUUGAAUCUGUAAAUUGAUGUAGCCAUGUAGAAGAUUUGUUGUAUAUGUUCUUGCAAGUGAAGAGCAGAGCAGGUAGCUCAAUUAGUUUACACAAAUGUUUGGUUACUAGUUUGAAAGUGGCUUGGUGUCAGGGCAUAUUCUAUCACACUCGCUAGAACCAAAGACCGCCAACAAAAAAGCAAAGCAAAUACAACAAAACUAGAGAGAGAUUCUACCCUCUAUUAUGUUUCACCUAAUACGUUAUGAUCUCUACUUUAACCACCCACAAGGCACCAUUUUCGAUGCCGCAAGACCCAAUACGUGGAUUCAGUCAGUCAGUCAGUCAGUGAUUUCUUAUACCAAUACUGGUUCAAUUAUGGAUGAUUUGGUUAAUAAUAAUCUAUGAUUGGAGGGACAUAUUGAUAAGCUUCUCUUUUCCCUUGAGUAAUUAAGUAUACUCUGUUUUCAAUUAAGAAAAACAGGGGAACUUGAUUACUGUUUUGCUCUUGCUUCGGGGUUGAUGAAUGAAUGGACGAGGACGACUCCUGUUUUGGAAUUACUGCGGUUAAAUUAAAUAUAAAGAAAAACAGAGAUUUGAGAAAGAAGAAGGCGGCAAAAGCUAGUUAAGAAGUAUUUAAGGUUGUUGGAAUGAUGGAAACAAAAAAAUGGUUCAGUUUUGACUGGAGAAGGAGAAGACCUAACUAGUUAAGAACUAAAAACCCAACGAAGAAAGAUUCUUUCUUCCUACCGUACCAAAGCCCAACCUCAGCAUUAGCAAGCAGAAAGAGAGAGACCCAUUUGAGAGUUGAGAGAGAGAGAUUCUGUGCUCCGUCAUCAUUUUCUCCUUCUUUCUUCCCCCACGAUUUUGUCAGCCAGGUUAAAGUGGGGGAAAAAAAAUGUUGAAAAGGGCUUGAAUAGAUUUUGCUUGAAUAGGGAAUCUAUUGGCGUUUCUUUUGUUAUUGUUUGGGGUCCAAAUGAAUCAAUGAAAUGAAAUGGCUUGAUGACG